UCACUAUAAAUAGUUACAGAAAAUAAUAAAAUAAUCAAAAACUCACUUUAGCUAUUGCUUCCAAUCCCCAUUUCAGGCGGCGAACUGCGAAUUAGUUUCAGGUAAUUUUUUACUCUUUCAGCAGUUUGUAUAUCUUGCAAUGGCAGAUGGUCAAGGAACUGAUAAGAACAUUGAGAUAUGGAAAAUCAAGAAGCUGAUCAAGGCACUGGAAGCUGCUAGAGGCAAUGGUACCAGUAUGAUCUCUCUUAUUAUGCCUCCACGUGAUCAAAUAUCUCGGGUUACAAAGAUGCUGGGGGAUGAGUUUGGAACUGCUUCAAACAUCAAAAGUAGGGUGAACCGGCAGUCUGUCCUUGGUGCAAUUACAUCUGCUCAACAGAGGCUUAAGCUUUAUAAUAAGGUUCCUCCAAAUGGACUAGUUCUUUAUACAGGAACAAUCAUAACCGAAGAUGGGAAAGAAAAGAAGGUUACCAUUGACUUUGAACCCUUCAGGCCCAUAAAUGCCUCUCUUUAUCUCUGUGACAACAAAUUCCACACAGAAGCUCUGAGUGAACUUCUAGAAUCUGAUGACAAGUUUGGUUUUAUUGUUAUGGAUGGGAAUGGGACCCUUUUUGGGACGUUAAGUGGCAACACCCGGGAGGUGCUUCACAAAUUUACUGUGGAUCUUCCAAAGAAACAUGGAAGAGGAGGGCAAUCAGCUCUGCGAUUUGCUCGUCUUCGAAUGGAGAAGCGCCACAACUAUGUGAGGAAGACAGCUGAGCUCGCCACACAGUUUUAUAUCAAUCCUGCUACCAGCCAGCCUAAUGUUUCUGGAUUAAUUCUUGCUGGGUCAGCUGAUUUCAAGACAGAGUUGAGUCAGUCUGAUAUGUUUGACCCUCGUCUUCAGGCAAAAAUUCUGAAUGUAGUAGAUGUUUCUUACGGAGGGGAAAAUGGUUUUAACCAGGCAAUUGAGCUGUCCUCCGAGAUCCUCUCCAAUGUGAAGUUUAUACAGGAGAAGCGCUUGAUAGGGAAGUACUUUGAGGAAAUCAGCCAGGAUACCGGCAAGUAUGUUUUUGGUGUGGACGACACACUGAAAGCUUUGGAAAUGGGUGCUGUUGAGACACUCAUUGUCUGGGAAAAUCUGGACAUUAAUAGGUAUCUGCUGAAAAAUAGCUCUACUGGGGAAAUUGUUGUCAAACACUUUAACAAGGAGCAAGAGGGCAAUCAGAGUAACUUCCGGGAUCCAGCCACAUCUGCCGAAUUGGAGGUUCAGGAGAAAACAUCACUGCUUGAGUGGUUUGCUAAUGAGUACAGACGUUUUGGGUGCACGCUAGAGUUCGUUACCAACAAGUCUCAGGAGGGAUCUCAGUUCUGCAGAGGCUUUGGUGGAAUUGGUGGAAUCCUCCGAUACCAGCUUGACAUGCGAUCAUUUGAUGAGCUUUCUGAUGAUGGAGAAACUUACGAAGAUUCUGAAUAGCAAUCAAUCAACCAUCUCCCAACGCCACGAGAGGGUGGAGCUUGCACCGGUCCAGGGGUUGUCGUGCUUAAGGUGAUCACACUCAACAAGUUUCAAGGAGUUCUAAUCAAGUUAUUUACCUCGAAGCCCGAUUUCCUGGUUGCUGCCCGGAGGACCGAACCUGACUGAUGAAUUGGACAAGCUUGGUAUACUGUCUUCCCUUGACCGCAGACAGUAGUCGCACUGCAAUUAUUCCACCAGCGGAUGUAAAGGUGUAGAAGCAACUGCAUCCUGUUCAUACAAUGGUGACGUUUACUUGGAAAUGGUUAGUUUUACUAUUUUGGAUGGGGCACAAAGCUCAUUCUGUACGUUUUUUUUAUGAGGACCCAAAGAAAGAAAAAAAGGGAAAAACUUGAAGUUUAAAUUGAAAUAAUGAUAUUUUUAGAUAUAUGUAUACAUGGAUGGAUAGGGUGGCAUUGCUUAACUUGCUUAUCUUGAUG
This is a messenger RNA of Cornus florida, 1932 nucleotides long. RefSeq names its product eukaryotic peptide chain release factor subunit 1-3-like. Lineage: Eukaryota; Viridiplantae; Streptophyta; Magnoliopsida; Cornales; Cornaceae. Gene Ontology annotation, biological process: cytoplasmic translational termination. The record is from RefSeq and is a predicted model, not a curated record. Bases 140 to 1453 code for a protein of 437 amino acids. Gene Ontology annotation, cellular component: cytosol; translation release factor complex. The transcript has 3 exons. Gene Ontology annotation, molecular function: sequence-specific mRNA binding; translation release factor activity, codon specific.